UGAAACAAGUCAGUUCGGGAGACUCAGACUAACGCCGCUGUGCACUGGUGGAUUGGUGGUCUCCUUCGUUCUUUUCGCUCUCUAUCGUGAUAGAGAUGCGUUUCACGGCCCCAACAAAGAGAAUGACUCGCAGGUGAUUCGGGUGAACGUUGCGUGUGUGCCAGAAACCUGCAGCAAUCCAGACAGGGGGAUUCUGGCCUUGAAAUAUUCCAGGCAGUUGGUAUUAUGAUGUCCUCUCCGAGUCUUGUCAGCGAGAGUGUAACAAACGGCCAGAGGAAAAGGUUCUCAUCAGGUUCGCCGGAUUGUCCUCACCUGCACAAGAAAAUCUGCCGACAGACGGACAUGAUGGAGAGUCAAAAACUUGCUAAUUUCUCUGUGGCGCCCAAUGGGGUGAAUAAAUCUUCCGUGCUUGGCAAGAAACAAGGCGCCGAGAAGAAGGUUUUGGCCAUCAAGAACUUCAAAGUUCACAAUCAACCAGCUGUGGAUCACAUUGCCGAGUCUUGGCGGUUUUUAAGGGAAGCAGUCGUUGCCAUUCAGGAGUCAAGAAAGCUGCGGGACAAUCUCACUCAAGAAGACCUUUACCGUUAUGUUGAUAACCUCAUUACCCAGCGUCCACCAGCACUGCUCUAUGCUGAUCUUAGAGAUCUGACAGAGCAGCACAUUAAGUCACGGCUGAAUCAGUUCCUAAGUGCCACCAGUGAUCGCCUAACAUUUUUACGCCAGUUGAACGACUGCUGGACACACCACUGUCAUCAGAUGAAGAUGGUGUGCAACAUCUUUCUAGCUCUUGACAGAGGUUAUGUUUUGCAAAAUGCUCAGGUUUCUUCAAUAUGGGACAUGGGCUUAGAAUUGUUUCGAAAGCAUAUCUUAGAAGAAGUAGUUGUAGAAAAUCGGUGUGUUGAUGGUUUACUGAUGAUGAUUGAAAAGGAACGCUCAGGAGAAACCAUUGAUAGGUCUCUUGUCAAGUCCCUCCUUAGAAUGCUGUCUUCUCUACAAGUGUAUCAUAAGGUCUUUGAAAACAAAUUUUUGGUGGCAACUGAGCAACUUUAUCUCCGUGAAGGACAGCGUCUCACCCAAGACAGAGAUGUCCCUCAGUACCUCUUGCAUGUAGACAAGAGACUGACAGAGGAGAACAAUAGAGUACUCCAUUACCUAGAUAUGUCUACCAAACGACAGUUGAUAUACUGUGUGGAGAAGCAGCUGUUAAGUGAACAUAAAUCUCUCUUGCUCCAGAAGGGAUUAGAUUCUCUUUUAGAUCAGAACCGUCGCCAUGACCUGUCUUUGUUGUAUAACCUCUUUUCACGUAUCAAGGGUGGCCUUGAAGACUUAUGCACUCAAUUUAAUGCGUAUAUUAAGUCAUAUGGUAAGACAAUUGUGAUCAACCCAGAGAAAGACAAGGGUAUGGUGCAAGAGCUGCUGGACUUCAAGGACAAGAUGGAUGGCAUUGUUUCAGAAUGCUUCAGCUCCUCUGACAAAUUUGUACUUGCUCUCAAGGAAGCGUUUGAACAUUUUAUCAACCAGAGAUUGAACAAGCCAGCUGAACUAAUAGCUAAAUUUGUGGACAGCAAGUUGAGAGCUGGAAACAAGGAAGCAACAGAGGAUGAGUUGGAGCGCCUGCUGGACAAGAUAAUGGUUCUGUUCAGGUUUAUCCACGGGAAGGAUGUGUUUGAAGCCUUUUACAAAAAGGACUUGGCCAAGAGAUUACUGGUAGGAAAGUCUGCUAGUGUUGAUGCUGAAAAAAGUAUGCUGAGCAAACUGAAGCAGGAAUGUGGGCCCGGCUUUACUAGCAAAUUGGAAGGCAUGUUCAAAGAUAUGGAACUGUCUAAAGACAUUAUGUUAGCCUUCAAGCAGAAUUCACACGUGAGCAGCACACCGAUGGAGUUGAAUGUUAAUAUACUGACCAUGGGGUACUGGCCAAACUAUCCUGUAAUGGAAGUCAACAUGCCUCCAGAAAUGGUGAAUUAUCAGCAAAUAUUCACCAAGUUCUAUCUUGCCAAACACUGCAAUAGAAAGCUUCAGUGGCAACCAACACUUGGUCACUGUGUUCUGAAAGCAGCAUUUCCUCAUGGGCCAAAGGAGCUGCAGGUUUCCCUCUUCCAAGCUCUAGUGCUGUUACUCUUCAAUAAAGCUGAUGUUCUCUCUCUAGCAGAGAUAUCAUCUGGCACAAAUAUUGAGGAUGGUGAGCUGCGACGCACUCUUCAGUCCCUGGCAUGUGGCAAGGCAAGGGUGCUACAGAAAAGCCCUCGAAGCAAAGAUGUUCACGAUGAGGACAAGUUUCACUACAAUAAGGAAUUCACUAAUCAGCUCUUCCGUAUCAGAAUUAACCAGAUCCAGAUGAAGGAAACAAGUGAAGAGCAGCAACAAACUGAAGAAAGGGUGUUCCAGGACCGUCAGUAUCAAAUUGACGCUGCAAUUGUUAGGAUCAUGAAGAUGAGGAAAGUCUUGCCUCACAAUCUGUUAAUCACAGAACUGUUCAAUCAGUUGAAGUUUCCAGUUAAGCCUGCAGAUCUGAAAAAGAGAAUAGAAUCCCUCAUUGACCGAGACUACAUGGAGAGAGAUAAGGACAACCCUAACACCUACAACUAUGUGGCAUAAAUCAUCCCACACACUCUGCUGGUAUCCUUGUGAUAUUUCUGUAGCAGUGUAAGAGAUGAAUAUUGGUGACAGUUAGAAUAUUGAGUUAGUGUAAUGCUCUAUUUACCAUGUAACUACUUGACUGAAUUAUUAAUGUCAAAGGAAAAAUUUAUGUACAUCUCAAAAACAAAACCAAUGUUUCCUUUUCAAAUUAGCAAUUUUUUUUUUUUUUUUUUUUUUUCUCUCCUGUAUUAAGAAAUAUGAAGCAAGGAUGUAGGGCUUCUUCAUUAUGUAAUUCAAAGAAAAAACUAAACUUUUUUUCCCAUUUCAAGCUGUAAAUUCUUUUGAAGUUAGUGCAUUGAGUUACCUUAUUACUUGUGAUAACACCACUUUAAUUUUUCUCUGACUGUAAAUGUGCUGUAAAAUCUAGAUAUUUAAUCAUCACAUUAUACUGCAGCUUUGGAGCAAGUUUACUUGUGUGAUAUUCCCAUGAAAGGUGACGCAUUGUAACGUUACAAAGAUAUACUAGGUACUAAAGGACUAAAGCAAGAUAAUAAUGUUUAUAAUGGAGAUUUGAACGGCAGUACUCAGUACAAGUAUUUUUACAUUUUCAGAUUGAGAUUUGUUCAUGUUGGAGUUUACAGUGACCAUAGAAUUGAGAUUCAGCUAUGCUGUGCCCUACUGAGUGUGUGAGCUUGAGAGGUGGCUGGUGAUCUAAAGUUCCCAUAAACAUGUGGUGAGCAGCCACCUUGGUGUUGUUAUUUGGGGCCACAGCAAGUAAGCCUUAGAACUUUAACUUCCAAAAAAAGUGUGGUGUGACGUACUUUUAUCUAUCUAAACAUGUGGAAUCCUUGCUUGAAAUGUUUAAUAAGUUAACAUUUAUUGAAUAUUUACCAUGAACCUAAACAGCAUUUUCCAUGAAAUAUGAAUACAAUCCAAAAUUAACUGAGAAGUAAAAUGUCUCAUUUUACAUUGAAUGAAAUUUUGGUUCAUUAUAAGAAAUCAAGAUCUUCAAAGACUGUUCUCCUGAGGAAAGUAUGAUAUAUGUGUGACCAGUAGUUGCAAUGAGCACACCUUGCGUUCUUGAAGUAGUGUGGUAUUGACAGGCAUUGUGGCUGUCUGGUGGGACAUCAGAUGGGAGGAUAGAGUCUGAGUCAAUGUUACUUUUAGUUGCUAUUAUUCUCCAACUUUGUUUAUGGAUUAAAUUUGACCAAUAAGUCAAUUUUUGUACUAUUGUUUACAAAAUACAUUGGUCAGGAGCAGUGAUUAUCACCAGUUGGUAUCAGGCCAUUUACUUAUAUAUUAGAUCCAUUGUGUGCUAAUUCAGAGUUAAUUAUGUUUCUAUCUGUGGAAAAACUUUAAUUUACUUAGACUUUAUAAUUUGGCCUUAGUUAAAUUUUCAUAUGGUUUAUUGGAUACUAAUUGUACUAGAUAGUGAUGCAUGUAUAUCUGAGACAUGUCUUGAGUAGUGGAUGGGUUUGGUGCAUCACUGAACUGGUGUGUCCAUUCUGCCACUCACACCAGUGUAGCUGUUUCAUUUAUUGUGAGUUUUUAUUUUGAGGAAACUUUGUUGUAAUGUUGAUAGAAAAUAACAAAACAUUAUUGUUAUUAUGUGGAACCAUCUUUAAAGUGGGUUCACACUUGGCAAUUGCAGUGGCUGGAAUUGUCAGCCACACCAGCAAGACCACAGGGAGUGAUUUGAAAGUACAGGCAGAAAAAAAUGCUUCCUACGUAAAUGAUCAACUUGCCUCAAAGAGGCACACACUUACAUGGACAAUCGCCAUCAAUUCAGUGUUAAGUUUCCAGUACACUGAAAGAAAUGCACUUGCUGGUUUGAUACUGUUGCUGCAGGAAGACAUCUCAUUGAAUCACUGUUUGUUUACAUUAAUUUUCCACCAGCUUGCUGCUACUUCUCAGAUGCCUGUGUGAAUGUACUCUAGCUAGGAGGGCUCAUUGCCAGCUUGUGGUGUCCAGCAAUUUUAGCUGCAAAUUGCCAAGUGUGAACCUCCCUUAAUGCUUGAGAUUGUGAUAUUGGCAGGAAACAACAAUGCAUUAUUAUUAUUGAUUUAUUGUAUCAUGAGGAAAUUCCUCCAUCACCAACAUUACCAGCAUUUCUCUCCAUUAACUAUGAGUAUGAAGCGUUGCAAGCAUGGUCACCCAAUGUAAAGCUGCACUACUUGGAAUUCAGGUGUGUGUGUAUUUGCUGCCAUGAUAAUGAUUCACUGCAUUCAUCAGUAAAGUCAUCAGUAUCAAGACUGGUCCCAUUUUAUUACUUUAUUACUAUUUCAGUUCAUUGUAAUGGCAGUGAAUGAAAUGAGUAGCUAGAGCAAAUUGAAAGAAUGGUAAUACAAAUAUGAAGUGAUCACUACAUACACAUAUUGAUGAAAUAUACAUAGUUAUUGUCACAUGUGCAUGGUUUUGUAUAAAUUUUUAUUGUAAAUAUUGCAAUUCAAAGAAUGUUUCACAAUUUGAGCAGUGGACAUCUGUAUUAUAAAUGACAUCUGUGAACAAUUGAACCACUGCACCGUGCUGCAGUAAUGAUGUGUAAACUUUUAAGAAAAAUUGCUUUACACUCCCAUUGUGCUUUUAAGUAUUGCCCUUUCAUUUUAGAAUAUAUGGAGUGGAAGGCUGUGGAGAUGAACUCAAGUGAGAAUGAAUAUAUCACGAAAGAUUAAUACAUCCAAGCUACUGCUAACACAUUUAUGCUAGAGUCACUUUUGGUGUGAAUUUUCUCACACACACUCUCUCUCUCUCUCUCUCUCUCUCUCUCUCUCUCUCUCUCUCUCUCUCUCUCUCUCUCUCUCUCUCUCUCUCUCUCUCUCUCUCUCUCUCUCUCUCUCUCUCUCUCUCUCUCUCUCUCUCUUUUGAAAUUAGUCAUCCAUGAAUUUGGUCAGACUAUGUCCUUGUCUCAAAUUUUUUUUAUUCAACUAACAUACAGAAGGACCUAUAGAUAAUUCAGUGUUUGAUUUAUAACAACCUAUUCACUGAUUAAUUCCAAAUAUUGGUAAUCAAACUUUUUGUUAUGUGAAGCACAAUAUUUUCAUCACAUCAUUCAAAGGGUGUUAAUUUCUUAGUAUCUUAAAAGAAAACAAGUUUAGAUAAAAUGCAUUUUGUAAAGUUAGUUUAGAUAAACUCAAACAAUAGCUGACUUCUUAAUUAAGCAAAUUUGUACUAAUUACAGAAAGAAAAAAUAUAGCAUAAUUAUCAGCCUUACUUUCUGGAAAUGAGUGGAGAAAUUUUUGAGUUGAUUCAAUCCAGAUACCAGGUCAAAAUUACAUUGAAAGCUGUUAGGGAUACUACUCAGAAAGAUUUGAUAGUGUGCCAGGUGCAAUUAUGUAUGGUGGGUUUUGUUAGAAGUGACGGAAAUGUGUCUUGUUUGCAUCUAUUUGUUGAGGUUCAUGGAGAAAAUCAACCUCUUGAAUAUACCCAAAUAUUGUGUGAUGUAAACAAACAUGUCAUGUCUUAGGAAAAAAAAAAAUCUAUUAGUCACUGUACUCAGUGAGGAUAAGUACAGGCAGCUGUAUAUAUGUGGAAGUGUUUUGUUAUCUGUAAUCUUUUUUUCUCAUGCCUUAUAUAUAAGCACUGAAUAGGUUAUAUUGUAGGAUUUCUUAAAUAUGUUGAGAAUACUUGCUUAUUAACAAAGUCCUGUGGAGGAAAGUGUUUGAAAAUAAUGCUGGUGUUGAUAAUGUAAACGUUUUGAAAAGUUCAAACAGGCCAUGUACAGUAUAAUAAAAAAAAAUCAUUCGAA
Molecule: messenger RNA, 6322 nt
Organism: Portunus trituberculatus (swimming crab)
Lineage: Eukaryota; Metazoa; Arthropoda; Malacostraca; Decapoda; Portunidae
Gene: Cul4
Product: cullin-4A-like
Exons: 14
Coding region: 226-2595 (789 amino acids)
Biological process (GO): ubiquitin-dependent protein catabolic process; protein ubiquitination; DNA damage response
Cellular component (GO): Cul4-RING E3 ubiquitin ligase complex
Molecular function (GO): ubiquitin protein ligase binding
Source: RefSeq, a predicted model, not a curated record